Messenger RNA from Aspergillus versicolor CBS 583.65, 462 nucleotides. RefSeq lists its product as uncharacterized. The transcript has 3 exons. The coding region runs from base 1 to 462 and encodes 153 amino acids. The record is from RefSeq and is a predicted model, not a curated record. Lineage: Eukaryota; Fungi; Ascomycota; Eurotiomycetes; Eurotiales; Aspergillaceae.
AUGCGCAUCGCGUCCGUCGGGCACAUGAGCCGAAAGCCACCAGUUCCAGUUUCCCGCCUUCGCCGCAGACUAGGAAGGUGCAUCGAGAUAACUUUGCCAUUCCUGGUCUGGUCAACAAGGACCGCGGACACCGAAGGGCCAGUGGCUGAAACUCCAGAUACCAAAUCUUCGACAUCUUCAAAGGCCGAAGGCAGGGCGGCACCUCUCACACGACCCGCUGAUUGCAAUGUCAUUCGUAAUGAGGCUUGUCUGGUUAAUUUGGCUGGCCAGAACGGCUUGCCAAAGAUAGUAAAGAUCGAAGACAACCGUUUCGAAGAUCAGCCGCAUGUGGACGAACGUGGACGAUCCCGUAUAACUAUGAAAAUUCUUGAUGACGAUUGCUCACGCAGUCAUCAACCCUCCCAGGCUCCCACGCUCUUGUGGACCUGGCGUCGGCAAAAUCUUCAGACCUCCAAAAUUUAA